Messenger RNA from Cajanus cajan (pigeon pea), 1614 nucleotides. The record is from RefSeq and is a predicted model, not a curated record. NCBI's taxonomy places the organism in Eukaryota, Viridiplantae, Streptophyta, Magnoliopsida, Fabales, Fabaceae.
AUGAAGGAAGAAAUGACCGCCAUGAAACAACAACGAGAGAGAGAUGCCCCCGAGAUGGCCGCAUUGAGAGAAGAGAAUGCUGCUCUGAAAAACCAGUACCGAGACCCCACAUGGAAACCAUCUGAGACGACCACACUCAAGGGUCGUUCCACUCGCACGGCCAUCACACCAUCCCCCACAUUUCUGUCGCUGCCCCAGCUGCCCAUGCUUCGGGCAGCCGACCGAUACAACCAUUGCCGGCCGAAGCACAUCGACAUCCCUUUACUCCAAGUCACCCUCAGUACUACUGACGAUGCUGCCUUGUGCCGAAUCUUCCCAACUUCGUUAAAGGGUCGGGCAUUAAGCUGGUUCACACGACUUCCAGCCAACUCAGUCGACUCCUUCAAUACAUUAUCAUCUCAAUUCACCAUUCAGCUCGCUCUCAUUGCUCUGCACCACCUUACCACCGCCUUGAAACCGGGACCUUUCGCCAACAACAUCUGUAAGAAACCCCCAACUGAUAUGGAUGAUUUGCGUCGGCGCGCCGACAAAUACAUGCAAAUGGAGGAAUUAGCUGAGUUCCGUAAUCAAGCACGGGCAGAGAUAGCCGCCAAAGCCGAUAAGCCAGCCGAGAGCAACUAUCGGAGUCGUCCUAAAGAAAUUUCCCGCGAAAAACCCGCACGAGGACCAAGGUAUUCUCAUUACACCUCAUUGAACGCCAGCCGAUCUGCUGUCCUAGAUCAGGCACUCGCUUUAGAGCAAGGGCAGCUUCAACGUUUUGUCGAUCGGCCCCGCUCUCCCAGACGCGAUGAUCACCGGCAUCGUGGGGAACAACAUGGCCGAGAGAGAUCUGAUAGGCACCCUCACAGGGAACGAAGCCGGUCGAGAGACCGAAGAGAAGUCGAGCCCACAACUCAACCUCGAAGGGUCAUCAAUACUAUUACCGGUGGAUUUGCGGGCGGAGGAUCCACCUCCUCAGCACAGAAGAGACAUCUACGAGCUGUCCGAACUAUCCAUGCGGUUGAGUGCACCCGGCAGAGGUUGCCGGCCAUCACAUUCACUGAGGCUGAUUUCAAGGGCAUCGAUCCUGAUCAGGACAAUCCCAUGGUCAUCAGCGUGGAGAUCCACAACUGCAUCGUUCGGAAGACAUUGGUCGAUCAAGGAAGUUCGGCUGAUAUCCUCUACUGGAAUACCUUCAAGCAACUCGGCAUCCCGGAAGCCGAACUGAUCCCAUACAAUGAGCCGCUGGUUGGAUUUUCUGGUGAGCGUGUACAAACAAAAGGAUACAUCAAGUUAUCCACUCGUUUUUGUUCCGAUGGACCCGAAGUCAAAGACAUCCCGAUCAAGUAUGUGGUUGUGCAUGCUAACACGUCAUAUAACAUUCUUCUUGGAAGACCGUCCCUCAAUAGGUUAGGUGCGAUUGUGUCAACCCCGCACUUAGCCAUGAAAUUUCCUUCUGAAUCAGGCCGAAUCAUCACAGUACAUGUAGAUCAGAAAGUGGCCAGGGAAUGUUAUUUCGCUAGUCUCUGGUUGCCCCGCCUCGGAGCAACCGAGCCGAGUCGAGAGAAACGCGUGCAUUCGGUAGCCCAAGACCUCGAAACGGUUGUAGACCGACCCUCGAAUGGAGCAAGAUGA